AUGGAAACGAUUCAACAAACACUUGAUCAGAAUAACUUCUUUAUUCAACAGCACGAAUCGUCAACUAAUACACUGAAAACAAGAGUCGAUCAGAUCGAUUCUAAACAACGUCUUCUUCCACCAUCAUUGUAUGGUCCAUCUCGAGGUCAAAAUCGGUCGAAUAAUGAUCAUUUGAACGAUUCCUAUGAUACUUUGUUCAAUACAUCAACAGUCUUCAAUAACGAUACUUCUUCAUUCAAUAUUCCAUCGACUCAAUCACCAAACGGUCGACAACACGCUAGCAUAGAUCGUCGACCGAAUAAACAAGGGGGAAAAAAACCACCAAUUGUAAACAAAGGAAGAAAAACAUACCAUGCAGUUCUUGGUGGAAGUUUGAUAAAAUGGGUCGAUAAGCGUCAACUUCAAUCGAAAAAUAAAAUUAUCGAUAUCCGAACAAUCAGAGGUAUCACUAUUGAAGAAAUGACGGAAAAAGUAUGGGAUUAUGAAUUCGACGAUGAAUUGAAUGAUUGUAAAUCUGCAAUAGUUGUCGUUGGCACUGUGAAUUUGGACAUGAACCCGCAGAACACGUACUUGAAAAAACAAAACAUCUAG
Molecule: messenger RNA, 591 nt
Organism: Didymodactylos carnosus
Lineage: Eukaryota; Metazoa; Rotifera; Eurotatoria; Philodinida; Philodinidae
Source: the annotation of a GenBank genome assembly